AUGGCCAGGUCCGUCAACAGAAGAUGCCAAUACAUCAAGAGAACUCUAAGUUCAAUCUCCAGAAAGCAGUCACACUGUUCCAGCAUCAACUUUGGCCAUAGAAAUUAUUCUCGCUACAUAAGCAGGGUCCUGAAGGAAGUUGUCCCCCAGAGAGGCAUGUCAUCUCAUUCUGUGGACAUUAUAAACAUCCUGAUCAAUGACAUCUUUGAACGCAUUGCUACAGAAGCCUGCCAGCUGAUGUACCGCAAAAAGCGCUGCACCCUCACCCCAGAAGACAUCCAGAAGGCAGUGUAUCUGCUGUUGCCCAGGAAGCUGGCUAAGUUUGCAGUGACUUUUGGAAAUGAAGCAGUCCGUAGAUUUGUCCUUUCCUAA
Messenger RNA from Onychomys torridus (southern grasshopper mouse), 372 nucleotides. Its product is annotated as histone H2B subacrosomal variant-like. The transcript has a single exon. NCBI's taxonomy places the organism in Eukaryota, Metazoa, Chordata, Mammalia, Rodentia, Cricetidae. Gene Ontology annotation, molecular function: protein heterodimerization activity; DNA binding; structural constituent of chromatin. The record is from RefSeq and is a predicted model, not a curated record. The coding region runs from base 1 to 372 and encodes 123 amino acids. Gene Ontology annotation, biological process: nucleosome assembly. Gene Ontology annotation, cellular component: nucleosome.